Messenger RNA from Anoplopoma fimbria (sablefish), 6099 nucleotides. It is a transcript of the gene extl3, whose product is annotated as exostosin-like glycosyltransferase 3. The record is from RefSeq and is a predicted model, not a curated record. Bases 680 to 3427 code for a protein of 915 amino acids. The transcript is spliced from 6 exons. Lineage: Eukaryota; Metazoa; Chordata; Actinopteri; Perciformes; Anoplopomatidae. Gene Ontology annotation, molecular function: glycosyltransferase activity. Gene Ontology annotation, cellular component: membrane.
CAACAAUGCAGCUUUUAAUGGUGCUGUGAGCGGUGCGAGCUGAAAACGCAGCAGCGCCGCAGGCUUGUCCGGUGACUGUAGUCGCUCAGAUUCAGCACAACCGGAUUUUGACGGUAUCACAAAACCUGCCACGCUACUUGUGACUCCGUUUGUUUUAGGACAUCCCCGACUCUUCUGCCGGGGUUCCUGUUUUGAGAAGAAAGAGAAGAUUUCAGAAGCCCCAUCUCCAGAGGAAUUCCUGACAAGGGGCCAGAAAAUGAGCACAACCCUGAUAGAAGCAACCGGCCCGCCCAGCAAUCUCACUGAUCUGUGAGCAGCCAUGCCAUCACCUCAUCACCCAUCGAGGGGAGCCCCUCUCCAGACGCAGGACUGUUUUCUGACAUAGAUUUGGAACAAUUGGAACCUUGCAAUAGAAAUGGCAUUAGUUUGUGUGGGCUAUAACACAUUAGAGUACAUAUUCGAAUACAGGUGAGGCUGAACCUCGAGCCAAUAUUCACAGGACUCUUGAGAGGAGGUAAACGGUCCCACAUGACCUUCACACAAGGACAGAGCCACAGCCCAGCUUUGAUGAUUUAGUAUCCAUCCCACUACCUUGCUGACAAGGUCGUAUCAUGGCUGCUGCUGAUCCCCAUAGCAACGGUUCCUUGGUUGGGCGAGGAGCAGACUGAGAGAGUCAACAAUGCAGCGUAACGGCGGUGGAGGGGGUGCCGGUGGCCAGCCAUGGGUGUUACGGCGCGUGCGCCUCACCUGGCUCAGUUUCAUGCUCUUCUUCAUCCUGGUCUUCUUCCCACUCAUCGCCCACUACUACCUCACUACCAUCGACGAAGCUGGGGGUCCCGACAAGCGCAUCUUUGGGCCGCGGCCCGGCGGUGAACUGUGUGAGGCAAAACAUGUGCAGGACCUCUGCCGGAUCCGCGAGUCAGUCAGCGAGGAGCUGCUGCAGCUGGAGGCCAAGAGGCAGGAGCUCAACGGGGAGAUCGCCCGGCUCAACCUGCGCAUCGAGGCCUGCAAGCGGAGCAUCGACAGCGCCAAGCAGGACCUGCUGCAGCUAAAGAACGUUAUCAGCCAGACGGAGCAUUCAUAUAAAGAACUGAUGGCCCAGAACCAGCCCAAGUUAUCGCUGCCAGUCAGGCUGCUGCCGGACAAGGAGGACCCGGGUCUGCCACCACCCAAGUCUGCCCGCUCCUGCCGCCUACGCUCCUGCUUCGACUAUGCGCGCUGCCCUCUUACGUCUGGCUUUCCUGUGUAUGUCUACGACACGGGCUCCUAUUCAUGGGCGGAUUAUCUUGACCCACUGGUGAAGCAGGCUUUUGCAGCUUCAGUAAAGAGCAACAUUUAUAUAACCGAUAACCCCAGCAUCGCUUGUCUGUAUUUGGUGUUGGUAGGAGAGCUACAAGAGUCCUCCUCCCCACCGCCAUCUCCUUCAGAGCUGGAGAAGCAACUAAAAGCUCUCCCUUACUGGAGGUCUGAUGGACACAAUCAUGUACUGGUGCAUUUUUCUAGAAAGUCCAUGACACAGAACUUCCUGUAUAAUGUGAGCACAGGACGGGCGGCAGUCGCUCAGUCCACCUUCCUGGAGCAGCAGUACCGUGAGGGCUUUGACCUGGUCGUUUCUCCACUGGUUCAUGCCCUCUCAGAACCAAAUUUUUUGGAGGUGCCCCCUCAAGUUCCCGUAAAGAGGAAAUACCUCUUCACCUUCCAGGGGGAGAGGGUGGAGUCGCUGAGGAGCAGCUUACAGGAGGCACCCCCUCAGUCUUUCGAGGAGGAAAUGGAAGGAGACCCACCGGCCGACUACGACGAUCGCAUCAUCGGCACCUUAAAGGCGGUGCAGGACAGCCACUUGGAUCAGGUGCUGGUGGAGUUCACCUGCAAGAACCCACGGCCAAGUUUGCCGACCGAGUGGGCUCUUUGUGGAGAGAGGGAGGACAGGCUGGAGGUCCUCAAGGCUUCAACUUUUGGCUUGGUGAUCGCUCCAGGGGACGGACAGCUGGUGGCCUCAGCAGGCUGUGGGAUGAGGCUCUUUGAGGCCCUAGAGGUAGGGACCAUUCCAGUCGUGCUGGGCGACCACUCCAGGCUGCCGUAUCACCAGUUUAUUCGCUGGAGUGAAGCAGCCAUUAUUGUCCCCAAGCCUCGCGUCACAGAGCUACACUUCCUGCUGCGCAGCCUAUCGGACAACGACAUGUUGGCCAUGAGGCGUCAGGGCCGCUUUCUGUGGGAGACCUACUUCUCCACCACGGAGAAUGUCCUCAACACCCUCCUGGCCAGCAUCAGAACCAGCAUCCAGGUUCCUGCUGCACCCAUCAAAGAAGAGCCCGCCGUCGAGAUUCCCCACAAAGCAGGGAAGAUGGCAGGUACUGAUGCCAACCUGGCUGACAACGGGGAUCUGGAUUUGGGUCCUGUCGAGACAGAGCCCCCCUACGCCUCGCCACGCUUCCUCCGCAACUUCACAUACACAGCUGCAGAAACUUAUAGAACGUGGAACCGGGCCCCGGGGCCUUUCCAUCUGUUCCCUCACACCCCUCUGGACCCCGUGCUGCCCUCCGAAGCCAAAUUCCUUGGCUCAGGUACUGGUUUUAGGCCUAUCGGUGGAGGUACGGGAGGCUCGGGGAAGGAGUUUCAGGCAGCUCUAGGAGGAAAUGUGCCCCGAGAACAGUUUACCGUGGUGAUGCUGACUUAUGAGAGGGAGGAGGUGCUAAUGAACUCUCUGGAGAGACUUAAUGGCCUGCCGUACCUCAACAAAGUAGUGGUGGUGUGGAACUCGCCCAAGCCUCCUUCAGAUGACCUGCUGUGGCCAGACAUCGGCCUGCCGAUUGUGGUCGUCCACACAGAAAAGAACAGCCUCAACAACCGCUUCCUUCCCUGGGACGCCGUGGAAACCGAGGCCAUCCUGUCGAUUGACGACGAUGCUCAUCUACGCCACGAUGAGAUCAUGUUCGGGUUCAGAGUGUGGCGUGAGGCCAGAGAUCGCAUCGUGGGUUUCCCCGGGAGGUAUCAUGCAUGGGACGUGAACCACCAGUCCUGGCUGUACAACUCCAACUACUCCUGUGAGCUCUCCAUGGUCCUGACAGGAGCUGCUUUCUUCCAUAAGUACUACGCCUACCUGUACUCCUACGUGAUGCCCCAAGCCAUCCGGGACAUGGUGGACGAGUACAUAAACUGCGAGGACAUUGCCAUGAACUUCCUGGUCUCUCACAUCACCCGCAAACCCCCCAUCAAGGUAACAUCGCGUUGGACUUUCCGCUGUCCCGGCUGCCCUCAGGCCCUUUCACACGAUGACUCGCAUUUCCACGAACGCCACAAGUGCAUCAACUUCUUCGUCAAGGUGUACGGCUACAUGCCACUGCUCUACACGCAGUUUCGCGUGGACUCUGUGCUUUUUAAGACUCGUUUGCCCCACGACAAGACCAAGUGCUUCAAGUUCAUCUAGCAUCGGGGCUGAGUGGCCCAGCAGAGAGCCAAAAGCAGAGAGGACUGAAGGACUGGAGGUAUUUAUAAGACCAGCAGCUCCCACUGCGAGCAGUGAUGAGGAUGGAUGGACUGCCAGAUAAAUGCACAGAAGGAAAGAUUUUUGGUGGGAGAAACAAGUUAACCUUAAAAACUGUUGGUUUGGUAGUCUAAUCCACAACUCCACUGAAGAUCUGAGGAGUGGAAGCUGAAAGGAACCACUGCCAACAAAAUGAGCCUUUUCAGUGGAUGUCACUCCUCCUUUUUCAUGUUCUUCUAUCAUGCUCCAUCAUCAACCACUACAGAUGUCAUUUGCACCUCUUCACAGCCUGCUGAGGGAAAAAAAAGGACAGUUGUACACAGUGUACAGAUAUUCUCCCAGGAUAAACUCUACCUGACUGGAGCUAUCAGUCUCUGAAUCAGUGACGGACAGCAGUUCGGCCCAGCAGCUUGUUGACACUUUCAGUUAGUAGGUCAAAAGUGGCAGCAGCACAUGGUUGACACUGCGUUUUUUUUUUUCUUUUCUUCCAUUUUACAGUUACAAACUACUCUUCUUGUUCGUGAACGUGAGAGAAGCACUGAUGGUCAGAAGUAUUUUAUUGAACAAUCUUUCUUUCUAUCUUUUUUUUUUUUUUUUUUUUUAAUAUAUAUAUAAUGUCUAAAUGUAUAAAUCUCUGUUGAACGGACAUUUUCCAGAACCUCGGCCUGUGGGAGAUCAGACUCAGGCUUUAAAGUCUGAGAACGAGACAGGACCUCAACUGAAGAGUUGGCCCGAUCAUGUUUAGUAGUGUUACGUUUUCAGGAAGGAAUUCACUUCAGCGGUCACCAUAAUGCCUCAAAUUUGUCAUGAAAACCAGCCGCAAUUUUGUCGUUUUGUUCUGCUUACAGGAUCUGCGCUCUUACAUGAGUACUUGAAAUGGCCUGUUUUUUAUGCUCUAAGGCGUUUACUAAUGUUUGUAAAAUUGGUCCGAGGUUGAAGUAGUCAUGUUUUAAAUGUAGUAAUAAUAAUAAUAAUAAUAAUAAUUAAUAAUUAAUAAUUAACCAAUCAACGGUUGCAAUGUCCCUUAACUGAAGUGUAACAAAGUCAAGAAUCACAGUUGCCAAAAUGUGAUGUAAUUAUAAAGAAGAUUAAAUGUGCUAUUAGGAUUAUGGUAAAAUAAAGUAAAAGUUUAAAGGGAAUAGUUUGACAUUUUAGGAAAUCAGCGUUUUUGCUUUCAGGCAGUUGGUUAGAUGAGAACGUCUUUGCCUCUCAGAUCUGUCGAGUUAGCUUAGCUUAGCUUAGCUUAUUUUAGCAUACAGACUGGAAAACAAGGAUUAACAACUAGCCCGGCUCUGUCAAAAAGUACCAAAAUCAGAACCUCUGAAGCUCACUAAUUAACUUCUUGUUUCUUAAAUGCGUUAAAAAUAUUGUGUCAAAAUGAGACGGUGUUCCCAGAUGUUCUCAUCUAACCCUCCACCAGAGACCAAAUAAGCAUAAACUAUUAAACUAUUGUCUUAAUAUAUUGCCAGCUCUGGUUCUGAGACAGAAGUAUUAGAUUUGUCCCACCAUGGUUAUUUCACCUUCCUGGGCCAUGUUUGUUUUUUUUUUUUACCAUUGCUUGAUGAAUGUUUUCUUUGCCAAAUAGGUACAAUGUCUGCUGCUUUACAGCGUAGUUUGCAGGGUGCACAGUGUGAAAGGCUGCUAAACGGAUGCAGUCUGGUUCACCCUGAUCCACUCUGCAUGGUACUUUUUAGGAGUCAAUCCUUUGGAGUCCUUCCCAUCAUGUAUUAUAAAUCCAAAGUAUUUUAUUUGACCAGACUUAAUUCCUGUAAUCUGAGGAAAAAGAUCAACGUAAAGAAAUCCCCUUGAAAAGAUAUAUUUGGAUAAGUUUAGUAUUUUUAAUUUUUUUUCCCAUCCUAAAAGGUUCUAACUGUGAGGAUGCUUUUAUGACACAAAAACUCUCAUAAGUCCAUGGUUCCUGUAUAUUUAUUGAAUAUAUUGUUAAAAAAAAAGAUUUUUUUAAACUGAUAAUGACACAUUCAAUAAAAUGACAAGACGUUGUAGUUUAUUAUUCCUUAUCGCGAAGACGUUCCAACCUGAUUGAGCCGUGAGCUUAUCUUUCUUUGCCAAGGGGAACUCGCUCAUGCCACUGAAUGCUUGAGGUGGAACUGACCUGAGAGCAGCACUCAGUCAGACCAUUGUGUUUUAUAGAUGUCAAGAUGAACUAAUUGUUAGGAAGGUCGACCUGUAACAGAAUGUCCUUAACUGAGCUUCUGCAACAGUCAGUGGGGAAGCAGUAAAAUGUCUUUGAAGCCAAAUGUCUCCCUGCUCCAGGUGGCUGCUGCUGCUGCUGCUGCUCUCUGGCCUCUCCAGUGAAAUAUACAAAUAUUUGAUUAGGCAUUUUUAGCCAAACAGGAUAGAUGAAGAGCGAAAUUCCUAAUUACACUGGUGUAAAAUGACCAUACAGAUAAUGUACACUUUAGCUGCAACAGAGAUGGAAAAAAAACCAGCCUGGUUCCAAACCUCGUCACACCUGAACACUUUUAUUGAAGCUCUGGGGGCCUCAUAAUUACCUGGCUGACUAAACCUGUCCUGGGGCAUAAAUGGGGGCAGCUGAUACGUUGGAAGUCAAAGCCUCCCAUUCCUCCAGUCCUUGGUCAUCCUCCCCCCCCCCC